Molecule: messenger RNA, 1206 nt
Organism: Ipomoea nil (Japanese morning glory)
Lineage: Eukaryota; Viridiplantae; Streptophyta; Magnoliopsida; Solanales; Convolvulaceae
Product: 3-oxoacyl-[acyl-carrier-protein] reductase FabG-like
Exons: 3
Coding region: 145-1005 (286 amino acids)
Molecular function (GO): oxidoreductase activity
Source: RefSeq, a predicted model, not a curated record
UGUAUAUAUUGCCUUCUUCAUAGCAGCCUAACCAUUUCAUACGCAACAACUGCAAACCCCACUACCCAGCAAAGGUCUUUACUCUUCACUUCUCCAUAUAUUUGCUCCUACAUUACCUGGUGAUCUUUGAGCUCACGGCGAGUAAUGGAGAGCCGUAGCAAAGUGGCAACCCACCUGGAGCCGUGGCGGAGCCUUAGGGACAAGGUGGUGAUGGUCACCGGAGCGUCGUCGGGGCUGGGCCGAGAGUUCUGCCUCGACUUGGCCAAAGCCGGUUGCAGAAUCAUCGCCGCGGCUCGCCGAAUCGACCGCCUUCAAUCUCUCUGCGAUGAAAUCAACGGGGCUGGUUCCGGUGAGCCGAACUCCAGCCGGCAGCUCACCGCGGUGGCCGUCGAGCUCGAUGUGAGUGCGAAUGGGCCCGCAAUCGAGGCCGCCGUGCAGAGGGCUUGGGAUGCGUUUGGCCGUAUCGAUGCCUUGAUUAACAACGCCGGCGUCAGAGGAAGGGUACACACUCCACUGGAUUUGUCUGAAGAAGAAUGGAAUAACAUCAUUAAAACAAACUUAACUGGCACAUGGUUGGUCUCAAAAUAUGUUUGUUUGCACAUGUGCAAUGCAAAACAAGGAGGUUCUGUCAUUAAUAUCUCUUCAAUUGCUGGUCUUAAUCGUGGGCAAUUGCCAGGGAGCCUUGCCUAUGCUUGUUCAAAGGUUGCUGUCAACACAAUGACAAAGAUGAUGGCCAUGGAAAUGGGAAAGCAUGGAAUAAGAAUCAACUCAAUAUCUCCCGGACUCUUCAAAUCUGAGAUAACGGAGAGCCUCAUGCAAAGAGAUUGGCUUAAGAACGUUGCUUUGAAGACUGUACCUUUGAGAACAUACGGCACAUCAGACCCAGCGCUAACAUCACUGGUACGAUACCUAAUCCACGACUCAUCUGAGUAUGUCUCGGGGAACUGUUACAUCAUUGAAGCUGGAGCUACCUUGCCCGGUGUCCCAAUUUUCUCUUCCCUUUGAAGCAAAUGAGAAUUAGCUGAAAAUAGAUAGUCUUAGACAAGGCUGAAAUGGUCACACUCCCUAUUUUUUGGUUAUCAUUGAAUCAUGAACUGUAAUUGGUCACAGGAAUUCUUGAAUAAGAUUUUUCCGUUGUGUAUGGGUAUUAAAAGGAAUUUGUUGAUGUAAUGCUUUCUGCUUUCUUCAAGUGUUUGUUUGGUUCUC